AUGGAUCUACUGGUCUCUUUGCGUUUCAGAAUGGAUAAAUCCUGGAUGAGUACUGAUAGAACGAAGAAACGUUAUAGAGAAGGAGUUGCGGCGUUUCUGCGGUAUGCUGUCAACCAUCUCAAGGAGGAGGGUGAGACAUAUGAUGAAUUUCUUAUGUUGUUUCCGUGUACAGAUUGUUUAAAUCUCUGUGCAUGCUCCGUUGGGGACGUAGAAGAUCAUUUAUUCAUAAAUGGAAUCGAUCAAACGUAUACUAUUUGGAAUAAGCAUGGGGAAAAGGAUGAGGCAAUAACUAGUAGUAGGCCAGUUAACGUCAACAAUGACGAAGAUUUUGGAAUGGGAACUCCCACUGAUGCUCCAGACACUAUAGAUAUGAUGCAGGCUGCAGAAGAGUUCGCAGAUGACCCUAUAAAGUUUAAAAAGUUACUUGAAAAUGAUGAAAAGACCUUAUACGAAGGAUGUCCCAACUUCACAAAGUUGUCUACAAUUGUGCAGUUGUUUAAGUUGAAGAGUAAGCACGGUGUAUCGGACAUGCUUCCCAAAGAAGGUAAUUUAAUGGCGAAGAGUACAUAUCAGGCAAAGAAAAUAUUGAAAGCAAUGGGUUCAGGAUGGAAAGUUGACAGGGAUGGUAAAGUUUACGAGAAUGUUCCAGCAAAGGUAUUGUGGUACUUCGACAUCAUCCCAAGAUUUCAGCGGUUGUUUCAAUCGAAGCACACAACAGAAGAUUUGAUAUGGCACGAUACCACUAGAAACAAAGACGGUGUUUUACGUCAUCCGGCAGACUCACAUGCUUGGAGAGAGAUAGAUAACAAUUUACCAAAAAUUAAAGGUGAUCCAAGAAAUCUGCGGUUAGCUAUUUCGGCUGAUGGAGUUGAUGUAAACACAGGCACCAAACAUCACAGUGUAUGGCCAGUUUUGGUUGCCAUUUACAACCUUCCACCGGGGCUGUGUAUGAAGAGAAAGUUCAUCAUGUUGUCGUUACUUAUAGAUGGUGCGCCAGGAAACAACAUCGAUGUCUUUUUAGAACCUCUUGUUAAAGAUUUUCAGUUCUUAUUUGAGAAGGGAAAGAGAACAUGGGAUGCAUAUGCCCAAGAAAUGUUUACUCUACGUGCAGUUGUUUUGUGGACGAUAAACGAUUAUCCUGCUCUUGGUACACUAUGUGGUUGUCGAUACGAUGGAUAUCAUGGUUGUGUGAAGGGGGCAUUUGGCGGAAACCAAGAGUGGGAGACUGCUCCAGAACCAAUGACCGGGGAAGAAAUAUAUGAGGAUGUAAAAUGUAUAAAGAAUUCAUGGGAAAAGAAGGGGACGAAUACUCAAGGGGAAGACGUGCAGGCUACACCUGGAAAAGGUGGAAAGAUGAAGCGCAUCAGAAAAACGAAAAUUGAGAGCAUUAGAAAAAUAUCAAAAGAAGUCGAUAGGUCAGGUGAGGAAGAGGAAGGCAGGGAAACCAUUUACUGGAGCAAGUACAACAUAUGGCAGCGACUACUUAGAUAUUGGCGCUAUAAUAAUGUCCAACAUUGUAUUGAUUUCAUGCAUGUCGAAAAGAAUGUGGGACAAAGUCUUGUUGGAACGUUGCUGCACAACGGGAAUACAAAAGAUGGAUUAAACGCCAGAAAGGAUUUGGUGCGUUUGGGGUUAAAAUCGGAGUUACACCCUAAGACAGAUGACAAAGGAACGAUACUUCCCGCAACAUGUUAUACAUUAACUACGGAAGAAAAAGACAUAUUCUUGGAGACACUAUCCGAGUUAAGAGUUCCAGAAGGGUAUUGUUCGGAUUUUUCCACCCUUGUGAACCUAAAAGAGCGUAAGCUGAUCGGACUCAAAUCACAUGAUUACCAUAUGCUUAUGCAACAAUUUUUGCCCGUCGCUGUUCGAUCAAUUAUGCCUACACCUGUCAGAUAUGCUAUUAUCAGGGAAGUGAAGUUAUGCGGUCCGGUUUGCUUUCGAUGGAUGUAUCCUUUCGAAAGGUGUAUGAAGGUUAUAAAGGGGCAUGUGCGAAACAAGAAUCAACCUUGUGGAUGCAUUGCCGAAGAGAAUUUUGCCGAAGAGACGAUUGAGAUAUAUUGUGAGUACCAUAAAAGCAUCAGGAAAAUUGGUAUUCCACUAGAUAGGCAUAAUACAUCUCAGGAGGGAGAACUGUUAUCAGCUGAAGAGCCGUGUAUAGUUACCCCUGAACAGUUGAGACAAGCACAUUUCUAUGUAAUGCAGAACACGCCUGAAAUUGAGCCUUACAUAGACCGACACAAGCUAUAUUUGGAAACUAACUAUUCUACUAAAAAGCGAGCAUGGCUGGAGAAAGAGCACUCUAACACUUUUGGCGCUUGGUUAAAAAAUGAGGUUGAAAAAGAGUUGGCAGACGACAGAGAAAGUAUCUCAGAGAACUUAAGAUGGAUAUCACACGGCCCGCACUACAAGGUAACGAAAUACACUGUAUAUCGCAUCAAUGGAUAUCUAUUCCGCACAAGAUCCCGUGAUGGUAGAAUUCACCAGAAUAGUGGGGUUAGCGUUGCAGCAAAUGACAUGCACAUAUCUAGAGAUGAUGACGUUACAUAUGGUAAAGCCUCUUAUUAUGGUGUCUUGCAAGAGAUAUGGGAGUUAGAUUACUGUGAAAGAAAAGUUCAUCUGUUCAAGUGCAAUUGGGUUGAUAAUAAACGUGGGGUCAAAAGAGAUGCUCUUGGCUACAAGAUUGUUGACCUUACUAUGUUGGGAUACAAAAAUGAUCCUUUUAUUUUAGCCUCACAAGCUAAGCAGGUAUUUUAUGUCAAAGACCAGUUAGAUAAGAAAAAGUCUAUUGUUUUUGUGACACCUCCCAAAAAUUAUAGAGAUGACGAUGGCAACGAUGAGGAAUUCAGUACAGUAAUCUUUUCUGGGAAUGAUAAUAUCUUGCCGUCUGUAGAUCCACAAGACUUGGGUAAAGAAUCCCAAAAUGAUUACUUCCGAACUGACUGCCGAGGUUUACUUAUACGCAAGCCAAAAUGA
Messenger RNA from Papaver somniferum (opium poppy), 2976 nucleotides. RefSeq lists its product as uncharacterized. The transcript has 7 exons. Bases 1 to 2976 code for a protein of 991 amino acids. The record is from RefSeq and is a predicted model, not a curated record. Lineage: Eukaryota; Viridiplantae; Streptophyta; Magnoliopsida; Ranunculales; Papaveraceae.